Schistocerca serialis cubense is the source of this 2239-nucleotide messenger RNA. RefSeq names its product annexin B9-like. The coding region runs from base 181 to 1716 and encodes 511 amino acids. The transcript has 10 exons. Gene Ontology annotation, cellular component: cytoplasm. The record is from RefSeq and is a predicted model, not a curated record. Gene Ontology annotation, molecular function: calcium-dependent phospholipid binding; calcium ion binding. Lineage: Eukaryota; Metazoa; Arthropoda; Insecta; Orthoptera; Acrididae.
AGUCUGUCACAUAACAGUUGCGGAGCAGCUACGGACUCAGUAAGGCGUGGGCGGAGCUGUGUAUACUAGUAAGUUGCUACGUAGACGUCACUGUCAGUUGUGUGCUUAAUAAGGCUCAUCUCACAAGAGUUUGUGCCAACCGACGAGCAUUGGGAUACUUGUUCAGAUUUGAGCUGGAAGAUGAGUUACCCUGGAUAUCCUGGCUACCCACAGGCUGGUUCUGGAUUUCCACCUUACCAGCAGGCUUCCCCUGGUGGGUACCCUAACCCAUACCAUGCAACUGCAGAGCUGAGUUACCCAGUGCAUCCUGGCAGCGCAGGCAGUCAGUAUGCUCCAUCUGGACCAGGUUAUCCUCCACCUUCCUGUCCAAUGAGCAUGCCAAUGCCACAAAGUAUGCCAAUGCCACAAAGUAUGCCAUUGCCUCAAGGCAUGCCAGUGCCUCAAGGUAUGCCUAUGCCUCAGCCAAGCACUAUUUCCAAUUACAGCUCGGCACCUUAUCCUUCAGGAAACACAGCUUUUGCACCUCCUGGACAAUCAUUUACACAGCAGAACUAUCCUAACAAUUCCUCUUACAAUCAGCCAUCCACAUAUCCUGCACAACCAGUGCCUUCUCAGAGUGCACCUUAUCCAUCACAGUCUGGCCCCUAUCCUAGUGGUAGGAUAUCACCGUACCCACAGCAUAGCCAGAGUCAUGCCAAUACUUACUCCUCUCCAGCCAGUAAUCCAACUCACGGAUAUAGUGCCAUGCAGUCUUCUCCAGCAGUCUACACGAAGGGUACACCAACGCUGAGGCCAGCACAGCCAUUUGAUCCACGUAAUGAUGCUGAAGUGCUUCGUAAGGCAAUGAAGGGAUUUGGCACUGAUGAAAAGGCCAUUAUAAAUGUUCUUUGCUACAGAACUAAUAUACAGCGUCUUGAUAUAGCUAGAGAAUUCAAGACAUUAUACGGGAAAGACCUGAUUUCAGACUUAAAGAGUGAGCUGAGUGGCAGGUUUGAAGACCUCAUUAUAUCAUUAAUGACACCCAUACCACAGUUCUAUGCUAAAGAGAUACAUGAUGCUAUUUGUGGACUAGGAACAGAUGAAGAAUGUCUUAUUGAAGUUCUCUGCACCCUCUCAAACCAUGAGAUUCUUACAGUUCGUCAGGCGUAUGAAUUCAUGUACAGGACUUCUCUUGAACAAGAUUUGGCCAGUGACACUUCGGGACACUUCAAACGGCUCAUGAGAUCUCUCUGUGUGGGGAAUCGUGAUGAGAAUUACUCAGUUGAUCAGGCUGCUGCUGCCAGAGAUGCUCAGGCCUUGCUCAGGGCAGGAGAGCUGCGCUUUGGGACUGAUGAGUCAACAUUCAAUGCUAUUCUGUGCUCUAGAAGUUAUCCACAGCUGAGACAAAUCUUCAUUGAGUACGAGCGCAUUACUGGUCACGAUUUUGAAAAAGCUGUCAAGAAUGAAUUUUCGGGUGAUAUUGAAGCUGGAUUAUUGGCUAUAGUGAAAUCAGUGCGAAACAAAGCGGGAUUCUUUGCUGAAAGGCUCCACGAUGCUAUGGCUGGACUGGGUACAAAAGACAGAACGUUAAUAAGGAUUACAGCCACACGAUGUGAAGUGGAUAUGGCCGAUAUUAAGCAGUCAUUUCAGGAGCGCUAUGGAAAAACAUUGGAGAGCUUUAUCUCAGGUGAUACAUCAGGAGAUUACAAGAAAGCACUUUUGGCACUUGUAUCAUGAACUGUUUAAACUGUUAUUUUUUAGUAUACAUAUGCUGCAAUGAUUUGUAAAACAGUUAUCUGAACUUCCAUGUGUACAUUUAAGGAUGGUUAUCACUUUUUGCCAUUUUUGUAAAUCUCUCUGUACCACAGAUUUUUAUUAACUAAAUUACAAAGAAUUUUUGAUAAACUAUAUUUACCACAUGAACGUUUAGUACCUAAAAUCUAAAUUUGCUAAGCAAUUGCUUGAAUAUUAUAGAUGUAGGAAGAGUUUGUGUAUUUUUUUUCCCCCAAUACAGUUCAGUACCUUUCACAGCAUUCCUUCAACAGAUAAUGAAAAGAAACCUUAAAAUAAGGUUAUUCUUCAAUUCAAAUGUUCAGUGAAAGUGUUGAGCACAAUAGAUUGUACUCUACAAGUGACAAUGUUUAAAAUGCACUAUGGUUAUGUAAGGCAAAUAAUUCACUUGCUUGAGCUCUAUUGUAUUUUUAUUCCUUUUUAUGUAUUAAAAAUAACAAAUAAUAAUAAAGUUUCCAUAUACAUUGGA